Molecule: messenger RNA, 20611 nt
Organism: Dreissena polymorpha
Lineage: Eukaryota; Metazoa; Mollusca; Bivalvia; Myida; Dreissenidae
Product: A-kinase anchor protein 9-like
Exons: 68
Coding region: 90-19103 (6337 amino acids)
Biological process (GO): signal transduction
Molecular function (GO): molecular adaptor activity; DNA binding
Source: RefSeq, a predicted model, not a curated record
CGCCAUCUAGCGGAAGUAAACUUGUCAUCGUCAACAAAACAUAGACAAAAUAAUAAAUCUUCUGUGAUAAGUAUGGUUCAUCGUCAACAAUGGAAGACGACAAACGAAGCCUUAAGUUGAAGGCUGGAAAAGAAAAACUUGCCAGUUUUCAAAAGAAAAGAAAGAAAAAGAGGAGCAGCUCUGAAAACGCCAGUGGAGGCGCCGUGAGGUCUGAUGCCCUGUCAGAAUCUGCAGAGGGAUAUCUAUCACCUGAAGAGGGUACAGUUAGCGAUGUACAGUCACCCGUAUCAGAUGGAAGUGAGAAUGAGCUUAGAGAGGGCGACAUUCCUUGUUCCAAGCAGUACACAUUGGAGUCCCCUCAGUUUGUCCUUCACUUGGCAAAGCAGCCUACCAUAAACCAGUCUUCUGGUAAUGAUAGUCAGUCAACUGGAAAUGAAAACCAUUCGGGUGCGGUUGGGUACAAAGUUGGUGAACAUCAGAGUCAGGCUGACGAUAACAAGCACGAAAAUGUUCUUGUAAUAAGUGAGUCUGAAAAUCAAUCUAUUGUUGCUGAACACCAUUCAGAAAACUGUGAAAACCCGUUAAGUAACUGUCAGCUUCUGUUAAUAAACUGUGAAAGCCAGUCCAUUUUAAAUGGAAACCAGUCUGAUGUACCAAACAGUCAAAUAGUUCAAAAUGGGAACCAGUCUGAUUUUGGCAACAACCUGUCUGCAGAAAAUGGAAACCAUUCUGAUGUCACAUCCCCAAAAGAAGGGAACCACAGUUUUAAAAAUGGGAACCAAUCGGGUGUUAGCUCUCCCUUAGAAGGAAGCCAAGACAUUGAUGUUCGGCUGCUUGUCCACCAAGUCCAGUGGUUGAAACUGCAGUUAAUACAGAAUGAUCGAGCCCUGCAGACCCAAGUAAACCAACAGAAGUUCUCAGCAUCUGCCCUGCUUAAGGCGAAACAUGACAUUUCAUCUCUCCAGAGUGUCAUCAGAGAAAAGGAAAAUCUUGUUGCAAAUUUGACUGAUAAACUGACACAAAUAUCCACCGAAUUCAGUUGUUUAAAACAGAACUAUGCAAAAACUAGUGAUUUGAAUCUAAAAUCUAACAAUGACUUCGAACAUUUGAUUGAAAAGCAUGCAAAAGACGUUGAAGAGUUGACUAUUAAACAUGCUGAUGAAAUGACAAAAAUGGAGGCUGAAAUGUCAAGUAAACAGAGUGACAUCACUUUGCUGGAAGAAAAAAUGAAGAAGAUCACAUCUGAAAAUGUUGGUUUGUUUGUUUACAAUGAAACACUUAAAGGAACUAUAACAUAUGCUAGAACAGAGUAUGAAAAGACUCUUGAAGAAAUGAGAGAUUUGAAAGAAGACUUGAACAAAUCUAAAAAUCAAAUUGUCGAGCUAAAGAAGGAGGUAGAUAUCAAAAGCAUGGCUUGUUCUGUAAGCAAGAUGGCUUCAGAUGAAAUUAUUGCAAGUUUAAGGAAGGAAAUAAAUGUGGUGAAAACUAAAUUUGAAACAAAAUUAGAAGAAAUAGAGACAAAUAAAGCAAAUGUUGAAACAGAGUUAACAAAAAAAUCAGCAGAAAUGGAUAAAUUGAAAGGAGAUAUAAAUGUUCUUAGUUGUGCAAAUGACGAACUUAUCCACAAACUGCUGAUUUUAGAAGAUGCAGAAAAGCGGUUAGCUGACAAGUCAGCAGCAUUAGAUGGGUUAGUGAUCGAAAAGGAUAUGUUAAAAACUGAUAAUGCUGCUCUUGUUAAUGAGAUAGAAAACUUAAAAAGGGAUGUUUUGCAAGUAUGUGACGACAAUCAAGCAUUAUUAGAUGACAAUGCCAUUUACAAAUCUCAAUUAGUGGAGUUGGAAAUGAAACUUUCUGAAAAUGCACCAUUACAUGAAGAAAAUCACCACCUUCGUGUUCAGAAUGAUGACUUGAAUAACAAGAUAAACGAUCAGAAAGAUGUGAUAGCAGAGCUUAGAAAAGAGCUUGAAACACUUACAAUUGAAAAUGUUCAGUUCAGAAAUGAAGCAAAAGAAUUUAGUGUUUCGUUUGAAAGUCUGACUAAUGAAAAUAGUGCUUUGAGAGACGAAGGUAAUGAUUUAAAGAACUGCCUAUCUGAAAUGCAGAAAGUAGUAAGUCAGCUGACAGAAGAAAAUGUAAUGCUAAGAACUGGACAUGUUAAACUUACUGAUUCUAUAAAACAGUUGCAAAAGGACCUUGAAAGUAAAGAUGACACAUUAUUAGCUAUGUCAGUGGAACCAGGUAAGAAUUUGAAAUCUGAAAUUAAUCAAGAUCAUUUGAACACUAUGCAUGAAGAUGAGAUUUGUGAAUUAAGAAAUGAAGUACAGAAGUGGAAAACGACUGCAUUAGAAAUGUCAGCUCAAAUAAUUGCCUAUUCUGUGAUUAAGAAUGCUCAAGACAUUGUUCAGAAAGAUAAUGACACAAAAUGUGAUAAUGACAAUAAUGUAUUUUCAAAAACAGAAAAUAUUGUCCAAACUGAAGUGAAUGACACAGCCUAUGACUCCCUCCACCAAGGUUCGGUCGUUUCACAUGAUCUGGAUUCAGAUAUAGAAUUUUAUGUGCAAAAGAUUGAGAAUAUGGAGCUUGAACUUAACACAUUGAGAGAUGCAUUGAAAGAUAAAAGAUUAAUGUGUGAAGCAUUAGAAAAUCAGAUUGCUGUAUUGACUUGGAAAAACAAUCUGAAUUUCCCAGAAAUUAAACAUUCUCUGGCAGCAGAAGAAUUUGUAGAUGCUCAUACAACAUCUCGUCUGAGUGCAGUGACAAGAGACAAUGUGUCUGAUGUCCCCCUACGUAAAAAUUCUGAAGGAGCAAAUUACUAUGACAAUGUUGUGAUUGAACAAUCCCUGUUAAAAGCAGGGAGAAGUGCUGAUGAAAACCUCCAGCUCGACACAUUGAAGUCCCAGUAUGAGAACCAGCUGGAAAAUCUCCGUUCCGAAAUCGACCGCUCUCGGGAGCGACGACGCAGCAGAGAGGAUGAUGGGAAUUCAAAAGGCGACCAAUCAACGCAGCCUGAAGAGCCAAUCAAAAAGGUGAAGGAGCUAGGGGACUCUUUACCAAGCGAUCAGAAGCGUCGACUCGAGUCCCUGGUCUCGGACCUAGACCAGCAGUACCAGGCUCAGUUGGAAGAUAUGCAUCAGCAACAUGUGGUGGAUGUAGAUGAACAAGUCAAAGCAAUGAGGAGCACACUCGAGGAAAUCUACCACAGCCAGCUGGAGUUAAUGCGGACGGAGCUCGAGCAAACACACCAGACCUCCAUACUGGAUCUCCGUGAGACACUUGAGAAGGACCACAAAGAAGAAAUGAACAGGCUGCAACAAGACUACGGCAAGAAGCUAGCUCAGCUAGAGGCGAGCCUUGCUGCAGGGUGGCAUGCAAAGAAAGAUGGUCAAACUAUAGACAAGUCAGACAGCGCGGAUUUCAUAUCAAAAUUAAAUGAGCGACUCACAACAGAACACAGACAGAUUAUUCAGAGAAUAGAGUCAGAUCUGGAAGGCCGUGUGGGUCUUGAAACACAAGCAGAAGUUGCUGCCGGCAGUGUGGCUUCAGAGAAACAAGGUGUACUGAGGGGGAGUGAAGAUGUCCAGCGUACGUUACAAGCGCAGCUAGAUGAUAUCUCCGCAUUACGCGCCCAGAUGCUAGGGGAAUAUGAGCAGAUGUUGACGGUGCGCGCUGAGGUCAUGUCCAGCCAGUCGCAGGAGGUGGAGAAGCUUCAGCAGGAAAUGGCGCGAAUUCAGGCCCAGUACGAGGCUCAGAUGAACGAGUUCGAGUCCAAGAUUAAGUCUCAGACGGAGACCUUGGUGCGAGCUGAGUUGGGAGCCAACUAUGAAGAAGAGCUCGUCAGCAUGCGUUCAUUUUACGAGAACAAGGUCUCCACGAUGACCAUCAACAUGGAGCAGCUCAAACAGGAGCAUGAGCAACUUCUGGCGAGGCUUCAACAAGAGACCAGUGGUGGUUCCAACAGUGACCUGCCUUCUGCCAUCCCUACAUCUCCAGGCAAACAAAGAGACUAUGUGAGGCACACUACGAAACUGACGGCGAUAUCCGACGAGGAGGACGCUGAUUCUCCGCCUUCCACCCCACCUAAAUCAGAAUCCAGCCUUGAGUCGAAAAUUAAAUCUUUAGAAAAUAAACUUAAAGAUAAAGAGAAGAUAAUCGAUGAAUUGAAGAAGAGAGUUGAUGCAGAAACCAUAAGUGCUGAAGACCUGCAUGAGAAAAUGCUGGACUAUAAUAGAACCCUUGAAGAAAAUGAGGAGAAUCUGAGAGCUAAAACGGAAGAAAUACAGCAAUUGCGAAAGGAACUUACUGAAAAAGAUAGCAAAAUAAGUGCUUUAGUAAGUGAAAAGGCAGCAUUAGAGGAGAAAGGUGAAAAGGACCAAGAAUUUUCUGAAACUGGUGAUGAUAAACUUGUUGCAGUAUUGAAAAAUAAGGUUAAAGAACUUGAGCACGAAUUGUCUGUCAGUAAAGAGGCGAAUAAAAAAAUCAAAGAUGAGAUGGCUAAAAUGGCUGAUGAACAUGGUGUAGCAAUUAUGAGAAUGAAAGAAGAAUUGGAGAAGUUGAAUAGAGCAAAGAUUGAAGCGUUAGAAGCAGGGUUUAAGAUUCAGUUGGAAGAAGAACUGCAACAGCAAGCAGAUGAGAUGAAUGAAAAAUUAGAAAAACAAGAACUAGAGUUAGAGAUUUACAAACAAACUGAGUCAGAGCUUAAGCAACAACUAGACAUUAUCGAGACUGAACACAACAAACAGCUAAGAGAAUUGAAAGAAAAGUAUGAAACUGAAGCCAUUGAGUCUGAAAUAGCUGAGGAAGAUGAAGAUGAAGUCCAAGAUCAUCUGGAAGAUCAUAUUACAUCUCCUGCUGAGACUUUGGAUCAAGAAGCAAUUGAAAACUUACGUGAACAGAUCAGGGCUGAAAUACUACAAGAAUAUGAGGAGUCUAUAGACAAACUUAAGAAUGAGUAUGAAGAAAGAAUAAGUGAGUUGAAUGAACAGUUAGAAAACCUAAAGGGCCAAGAAAUUCCGCAAGAUGAUAAGGAAUCUAGUGAAAGUGAUGAUGAAAAAGAAGUGAGGGAAAGAUUAAGAACUGAAUUAGCCAAAGAGUUUAAAGAUAAAUUGCAAAAUGUGACUGAGGAAUAUGAAACAAAAUUGAGACAUUUGCAAGAUAUUGUCGAUGAAACUGAAAAGAAAGACAUGGAUACAAAGAAAAAACUGACACAAUCAUCCCCACCUUAUGUUCUAGCACGUUCAAGGUCUCUUGAUCGCAUUCCUUCUCAAGAAAGAUCCAAAGUCCCUCAAGACUAUGAGGGAUAUGUUUCCACUAUUCGCAGAGAAUAUGAAGAAAGGAUUAAUUCUCUGCAAAAAGAAAUUGCUCAGUAUAAAUCCACAGUGGGACCAGUGCCUUUGACUCCUUUAUUGCCUUUGUCUUUAAAACCUCAGGGCAUUUCACUAAAUGGUGAUAGCAUUAGACAUGAAAAGACCAAACCAUUACGAGCUUCCCCUGAAUCGGGAAUGGAGGCUUUGGGUAGUUCUUCAAAUGGUUCUCAUCAAGUGAGGAAUGAGAUUUACAAUGAGAUCUCUGAAGAAUUCACUAGAUCUUUUAAGAAUCUGAAACAAGACUAUGAGACCAGACUGGAAGAGCUGACAGGGAAACUAGAAGAGCUGCAGUCAGAAAGUGAGAGUCACGGUGGCUUGGAGAACAAGAUUCGUGAAGAGUAUGAGGACAAAAUUGCUGAGCUGAAGGAAGAAUAUGAACAAGAAAUAGUAAAAAUGAAAGUAGAUCAUGAAGUGGAAGUUACUGAACUUAAGGCUGAAUUGGAUAAAGCAAAGGCAGAGAAACUUGCAGCAGAAAAGAAGGUGAAAGCAGACAUGUUUGUAUGGCAUGAAGAGACAGUAUCGCAUUUAAAACACGAACAUGACAGGACUUUAACGCAGCUCAGAAAAGAAUAUGAGGAAAAAAUGGACCUAAUAAGGGAAGAAUUACAGGAGGAGUUUGACUCUGAGAGGCAGCGUAUAGAGAAGGACCACAGACAAGAACUUGUGGACAUGGAGGACAGAUAUGACAACCUUGUUGAAAGUUUGCGUAAGGGAGAAGUACCAGAAGUAGCCCAGCUUGUGCGUGAGAAGUACGACCAGGAGCUCGAGAUGGCAAAGUCUCUGAUGCAACAGGAGAGUGAGGAAACCAUGGAGUCUGAACUGGCACGAUUGGCUGAAGAAAAGGACCAAGAAAUGCAGGAGCUUCAGGAGAAACACGACAUAGAUCUCGAAAACCUACGGGUUGCACUGUUACAGCAAUAUGAGUCCCAGAUCGCCGAAGUAGAGAGCAAAUGCCAUGCCGCCAUUAGAGAAGCUCGGGCAGAGCUCGAGCAGUAUCAGAGCAUGCAUAGACCCGAGGAUAGCGGAGUGGAAAUGUCACAUUCCAGACCAGUUGACAUGGAAAAAAGCUACAAGGAAAGGACGGUUACAGCGCAGGAAUCUGUCGAUACUACUACUACUGAAGAUGUUGAGGAUGAAGAUAAGGAAAAAACUGUUACUGCUCCUGAUUCCUCUAGAGAUAAAUCUGGAAAGGAUUCGGAUGAUGAUAAGGAUGAUGGAAAAGGUGGGGCGAGGGUUGUGAGUAGCACGAGUGGUGAAACAUCGGAUCCAGCCCUGCUUAGUGAAGAGAAAGGUGAAGGUGCUUUUGAUGAAAACAAAGAGGUGGUUGAAAAAAUGGAGAAAGAUGUUUCCAGACAGCUUAAAGGUGUUAAAAAUAUAGAAAAGGGCGAAGACAUUCCAGACGGUACUGAGAGUGACUUGGUGCAACAACUAAGAAAGGAUAUAGAAAAUAAGGUUCGGGAGUACGAGGCCACUAUAGCCCAGCUGAAGGCUUCUCACGAGACGGAGGUGAGACAGCUGGUGGAAGAGUUGUCCUCCUUAGAGACAAACUAUGAGGCCAAGAUACACGACCUGCGCUCCACUCACGAGGCGGAGAUGAAACGGACAGAGGGAGAGAUGGAGAAAUUGAGAGACGACCUGGAUUCAGGGGAAGACAACACUGAGGCACUGGAGAUGGCACACCAGCAAGAGUUGCAAGACUUGGAAGACAGACUGGUACAGAAGCACAUGAAUGAGCUCAACAAUCUGGAGUCUCAGAACCAGUCGAAGCUGGACAGUCUGGCCCAAGAACAUGCCACAGAGCCAUUACCCCACCCACUUGUGAUCAGGCAAUAUGUACAAAAUCUUAUUGAAAAGAUGGAGUUGGCAGCUCUGAAAGAAAGACUCUCUGAGGCUCAGAGGGCCUUGGAACUGUACGCAGAUAGUCCCAGUCCUAGGGUCCCAAGUUUCCGUGGCGGCAGCACCCUGGGCUCCACAAAGGAAGUGGAAGACUUCAUGGUCCGCGAGAGUAAAUCAGAAACCGAGAGUGAGCUGGGUACCGAACCUGCCCACGAGGGAACCGAUGUGGUUACCAUGGAAACACAGGUGUUUGAUGCCCAUUCCGAGGAGGAGGUCUCUGAGGGCAUGGAGGAUAACUCCCUGCAGGGAACCCUGGACGACGGAGUUGGAGUUGUCUCCCUUGACACCUCAAUGGACCAGUCCAGAGGCACCCUAAGGGGGGUGGACACUACGGCAGACACGGAGCUCAUGCAGUUCUCGGAGGAGGAGGUUUCGGACAGGUCUUUGGACGAAGAAGAUGAGACGCAGAAAAGUGAUCGCAGUACCCCAGCGGCCAUGUUGCAGACCCUUGGAUACGAGGCCUUUGCACCUGGCGGUCCAACCGUGAAAUCCCUCGACGACACGACCGAUUCCUCUGUCAGGGCUUCCGAUAGGGAGGAUUUAAGGGCCAGAGUACGCGAGUUGGAGGCAGAAGUUGAGGAUCUCCGGUUGAGGCUCGCAGCCGAGGUGGACAGACAAGGAGACCAUCUGGAGAGGCUUGACAGGGAGAAACAGGAGGAGAGAAACCUGGUCUCCAUGCUGCGGGAGGACAUUGAGAGACUCAAUACCGACAGGGAUGCCCUUCAAACCACCAACGAGCACCUACUGGGUCUGCUAUCCGAUGCGGUUAAGACGUAUAUGACGGUGGAUGAGUCCAUCACGAAGAAGAUGAAGGUGAUCAUGGAGAAGUCAGCGGUCAAAGGUCAGCUAUUGCGUCCUGGCUCGGGAAAACGCACGCCCCCACCCCCUGGCAAGAAGUCGCCCAAUGUAUCGCCCGGACGACUGAGCCCGGCGAGGGCUGAGGAUGGUGAAAAUCCAGAAGAGACGAGUAUUUUGUCAAAUGUGACGGAUGAGGGACUAGAUUUAUCCCAGCGAAUAUCAGACAGCAUUUUCCAAGGUCCAGAACUAGCGUCCGAAGAGGAGGAACUCUUGAUUGAUUCGGGCAGCCGCCUGCGCACAUCGGUCAACCACCUACUGGACAUGAUCGAGGAGACCACCUCAGCUCUACUGCAGACGCGCACCACGCAGGCUGACAUGGCUGACGCUAUAGAGGGAAGGGGGGCAGAUGUCGACUCCCUCUCUGCUCGGUGCGGAGACCUUGAGGAGCGCCUCCAAGAGGAGAUGGAGCGAAAGGAUUUCCUGGCACUUGAACUGCAUAAGGCUGAAGGGCUCAUAGAAGGCUACUCUUCGGAGCGUGAAACUCUCGAGCAGCGAAUUCAGGAGCUCGAGGAGCAGAAGGAGACGCUCGUCUUGAGUCUCGAGACGAUGAAAAACAGAGUCCGUGACCUUGAGUCCCUGAAGUCUGAAAACGAGAAACUCAGACAAGAGAUGAAGGAGCAGCGAGAGUUGAUGACGUCGAACGUGGGAGACGAGGCUCAAGCAUCCAGGGCUGAAGUUUCCCCAACAGCUCCCCCUGUUGGCGGCAAAGCUCUGAUGCUAGAGGUGAGCCGGUUGAACUCUGAGAACCGGGAGAAGGAGGACGCGAUCAAGCAGGCCCACGAGCGAUACGAGUCUCGGGUCCGGGAACUCGAGACCAGCGGGGAGGACAUGGAACACCAUUACGGGAAACUGCUCGAUGACAAGAAACAGGAAGUGGCCGACCUGAAGCUCCAGGUGGAGGCGCUGGAGAAGCAGAUGAGAGCUAAGAAGCAGUUCCUUGAGGAGCAGUCUGCAGAACGUGAACAGGAGCAUGAGGAAUAUCAGCAAGAGAUAGAGAAGUGGAGAAAGGCUGUACAGGACCUGGAGAAACACAACGGCAAUGGCUCGCGACUGCAGACAGAGAUUGAUGAACUCUCAGAGCAGCUUCAGUCGAGAAUAGACCUCCACAAUCAGGCCUUGCUGGAGUCUGAACGUCACCAGCGCAUCGCAGCCGACAAGGACCUGAGCAUCAAGGAACUGAAAACACUCAUAGAGCAACUGGAGGCUGACCUUCAAGAGAAAGUGAAAGAGUUGGAAAUUGUGAAUGAGAAACUUCAGAAGCUGGAAGAAGAGUUAUCUCAGCGGUCCAACCGAUAUGAUGACCUCUCUGACAGCUCCAAGUCUGACCCCCAGUCCCUGCAGAUGGCGGUGACCAUGGAUACGGAGGGGUCGGGGGAGGGUCGCCUGGAGAGGUCGGGGCCACAGAUGACCGUGGAGGAGGAGAUGAGGCAAGCGGCCAAUAAAACGAAAGAGGAGUUGGUGCGAGAAAAGUUCACGCUACAGACGCAGGUGAAUGACAAUCUGGUGCAGAUCUCGAGUCUUCGAAACCAGCUGGACGAGAUGAGACAUCGUCGGGGCAUUGGCGAGACUCCCGACGCAGCCACGAGGCUCGAACUCGAGCGUGAGAAGUCUGAGGAGAAAGACAAACAGAUUGCAGAAUUAAAGCUACAAGUUGAACAGCUCGUUGAGACUAUAGAGAACCGUGAACAGCAGAUUGAGCAGCUGCGUGAACAUCGCACGCGCAAUAGGGGCUCACCCAUCGAGGGUAUCGAGUACGAACGUGACCGCGAGACUGAGCGCCAGAUUGAGGCCCUCAACAGGGAAAAUAAGCAGCUGAGGGAGAGAGUCAAACUUGCCGAGGCGUCGAGUGUGGCUGACAUGUCGGGGCUGUCACAGAACCUGAUUGACGAGAAGAAUCAGGAGAUAGAUCAGCUCUCUGAGGAGAUACUUCAGCUCCAGGCAGACAUUGCAGACCUCAAGGCUGAGAAGGGCGUGGAAAACCUGUAUGACGAGGUGGAAGAAUUACGAGAGGAACUCAAGCAUCGAGAGCGCGAGGUCACAGGGCUGCAGUCAGUGCGCGCUUCCUCUGCGUUUACCGACCACUCUCUUACCCCGGACUCUAGCAUUAUGAACGUGGGCGCAUCUUUUACCGAGAAGGCCAGUAUUCAGCAGGAAAUGGAAGAAUCAGUCGCCAAUAAGCUGGAGAAACUGGCCAGUUUGGAGAUAGAGUUGUCUUCCAUGAAGAGUGCUCUUCAGCUGAAGGAGGAGUUGGUGGUCUCCCUUGAGACUGAAGUUACCUCCCUUAGGGAAGAUCUUCAGUCAAAGGAUGAGCUGAUAUCGGCUCUACAAGAAAAGCCUGUACAAGCCCCCAACUUUGAGGAGCUCAGUCUGCUCCAGGCUGAGAUAGACGAGAAGGAGAGCCUCAUAGCGCAGAUCACUCUGCAGGUGGAUGGCUACCAGACCGAGGUCAACGAUCUCACAGACUUCCAGACAAAACUCCAGGAGGACUACGAGACUGUGCAGAACAUGCUGGAGGAGAAAUGUCGCGAGAUCGAGUCUCUCACCAGGGAACUCAUGGAGAGGAGUCCCGAGUCACUCGGCGAUGAGCACACUCUUGUUAUCAAACAUGAGGUGGAGAUAGCCAUGUUGAAGAAAGACCUACGAGAGAAUGGCAAUGUUGUUGAGGAGAAGAUGGAAGAGAUUGCUGAACUUACAGACAAAAUUGAACUCCUGGAAUCUCAUAUCACACAAUACAAGGACCAGGUGAAGAAUUAUGAUGAGCAGAUCAUUGAAAAGGAGAAACUCAUUAAAAAACUAAGAAGAGAGGCAGAGCAUUCUGCUGAUAAUUCUACCAUUACAGAAGAUGAGAAAUCUCAGCUGAUCAAACAACAGAGUGAAGAAAUAGAGUCUCUGAAAGAGCAGAUACAAAAGAUUCUCGGGGUGCCACCUUCACCCCCAAAAUCUCCUGAAGAGGAUGAAGAAGAACACUCCAGUCUGGCAAGUACCCAGAAGUCUGAAAUGGAGAAACAGAAGUUGAUCAUUGAGAGCCUGAGAACUCAGACGGAGUCGCUGAGAAUUCAGCUCGAUGCUGUGACCCUAGGGCGACCUCCAUCCCCGCCCACAGAUGAAGACGGGGAGAGUAAAUCUGACGUGAUUCAGAGGCUGAGAUCAGAGAUUGAGAAGCUGAAGCAGCAGAUUAUGGACGCUAAUCUCAGUGAAGAUGAUAAAUCUGUCUUGAUCAGAGAACUCAGACUUGAGAAUGAGACCCUCAAGAAACAGAUUGAUGCAGCCCUGAGUAUAAAACCGCCAUCUCCACCUUUAGAAGAGGAUGAAAAGGUGGUGCUCAUUAGAGAGCAGAGAAAGGAAAUUGCUAAACUGAAGGCAGAUGUGGCAGCUGUUGGGAAGAAACAGACAAGAGAAGUUAUUGUCGAUGAUGAAAAGGAUGUUUUGGUUGUGAAAUUAAAGGAAGAAAAUGAAAGGUUGAAGAACCAGCUCGAAGAAGCGUCUGAAAUUGCACCUCCUUUGCCACCAAUGACAGAGGAUGUUAAAGAUAAACUGAUUGAAGGGAAAAUACUGGAGGUUGAGAUGCUAAGGAAAGAGCUGGAAAAGAUGACUGAAGCCCUUGAGAGUGGAAAUGAAAGGCAGCUUGUUAAAGACAAAAUUGAAGAGACAGUAAGAUUGCAAACUGAAUUACUUGAAACAAGAACAAAACUUGAAACUCUUAGUACUAGUUCUGUGACGUCUUUGCGGGAAACAGUGAAAGAAAAGGAAAUUGUUUUAAGAGAAACUGAAGAAAAGGUGAGACAGCUGGAAGAAGAUUUGAAAUCUGCCAAAGAAGUCAGAGCCUACGAAGAUGAAAUUGAAUUAAAAGAGAAGCAAGAUGAAAUAGAGGAACUGCAAGCCGAAUUGGAAAGUUACAGAAGCAAGAAUGAAAGCAGUUUAGCUCAGAGCCUAGGUUCAGAGUUCUCAAUGUCUAAAUCAGAGCAUCAAGAAAUUGAAAGAAGUAUGUCCUUUUAUAAGGAACAGUAUGAAGAAAAGUGUGCAGAAAGUCGUGAACUGCAGGUAAAAUUAGAUCUUGUCAAGCAGCAGUUAGAAAAGGCCAGAAGCGAAAAAGUAGAGGAUGCUGAAGAAGAAAUAGAACUUUAUAAAUCUGAGCUUGAAAGAAAAACAAAGAGAACUGUUGAAGAAGUGAAAACUGAGAAACAAAAAAUUGAAGUUGAAAGGGAUGAACUGAAAAAAGAGUUAGUGUUUGUUAAAGAGCAGCUGGGAAAAUCUGACAAUGAAAAGAUCCAGACCUUAGAACAGCAGCUUGCAACUACCAAAGAUGAGCUAGCAAAGGAAAGAAUGGAUAGUAUUCAAGCUAUAAAUGAUAUCGAGCAGUUGAGAGACCGAAAGGAAAGAGAAAGAAGAGGAAGCUUGAAAACUAUCCAAGAGCUUGAAAGUGACCUGGAAGAUAAGAUUGCCAAAGAGAAACAGUUGAACACUCAAAUCAGACAACUUACAGAAGAACUGACUGUGAUAAAAAGACAGUAUGGAAUAGAGGACAAAUCUGAAAGCAGUGCUAGUCGAACAAGUCUAAAGUCUGAGGAACUUAAAUCUCAGGGCUCUUUUGAACUGGGCACAGAUGUAGAAACCCUACAGGCCCAAGUCAUUCAGUAUAAGCAACAUGCGGACAAGGCAAGGGAGAUCCUUACGGAGAAGCAAAAAUACCAGUCACAGGUGGUGAAGUUGGAGAUCCAGCAAGAGCAGUUGCAGAAGCAGAUGAAGACGGAAAUAAGCAGGCUAGAGGAACAAUUGAAAGCCUACAAAAACCAGCCAGACUUGGACGUUUGGACCCAACUUCAUGCCACUCAAGAACGCCUCGAGAAAACGUCAGAUCAGCUCUCUGAGACUUGUGACCGUUUGAAUGAGACUGAAGCAAACUUGAAGCAAGUUAGCAAGGACCUAGCAGGGAAAGAUACAGAGAUGCGUGACCUUCAGCAGGAUUUGUGGAAAACCUCCAGCCAGCUGUCUAUGACAAGUGCUCGACUUCAAGAAACGGAGGAGAAACUGCGUCAUGCCCUGGGUCAGGUGACGGAGCGCGAGGAUCAGAUCCACCAGCUGCAGGGUGAACUUCAGCACACUCAGCUGGAAGCGGACUGGUCGAAGAAAACCGCAAGAACCGUACCGCAAGAGGAGUAUGACAGACUCCAGAGGCAUCUGAGGACGACCCAAAAUGACCUCAAGGCUGCCCAACAGGAGGUCAAGGUCGCGCAGCAAGAAGUCGAGAGGUCACGAAAGGAAGGCGAGGUAGAAAAGUCACAGAAGGACGGUACCACCUCGAUCUCGGAGGAAGCCAAAAGUUUGCGAUUACAGUUGCAGUUGGCAGAAACUGAGUUAGAAGAGGUGAAGAAAAGCCUCAAGGAAGCAGUGGACAUGAGUGAACAGCAGGUGUCCCUGGUGGAGGCAAAGGAUGAAGAAUAUGUGAAACUGAAACUGGGCAUACAACAGACCAUAGGAGAGAAGGACAAAAUGAUCCGGGAACAGAGGAGCAAACUGAAGGAAAAAGAACAGGAGAUCACCAAAAUUACAAACGAGGUCAAGGAAAAGGAACAAGAGCUGAAGAAAAUCAAAGAACAGCUGACCAAGAAAGAAAAAGAAUCCACAAAAACAAGGGAGGAAACUGCGACCCAAGAUAACAGCAACACCAUAACUACUUUACAAGCUCAGCUAAGGAGUCAGGAGGAGGUAAUUCUUUCUCUGGAAACUGAUCUUAGCGACACUCGAAAUACCGUCCGAGAAAGGGAGAAAGAAAUAGAAGAUAUUCACAGAAGAAAUGCUGAAAUGCGAAAUGCCGAGAACGAAACUGUUGAAUCCAUGCAUCAUCAGAUUUCCCAACUCCAGUUAGAACUAGAAGAAUUGAGGUCAUUAUCAAAGGCUCAAGGUGAAAGGUCAAGUCCUUUUGAUGAACUGAAUGCCGAACGCUUUGAGAGAUUUGAUGAUCGUCAUGUUGAAAUGAGUGACCUUGUUCCAAGGAGACAGUCGCCUACAGAUGGAGCUGACCUUCGUAGAUCACCAGACCAAGGUCAGAGGUUGAUAAAUGCCAGACGAAGGUCUCCUGACACAACUGUCCUGGAAGAAGGUGGCAGUCUCCGGGAUCAAGAGGAUUCGGGUCACCAGUCCUUUGAGCCCAGUCUCUCUAGAGAAAGAAGUGCUCAAUACAGCCCAGAAGGUCAAAGUUUAUCACCACGACAACUGCGACCUCAUUUUGUAGACAACAAUGGUUCUGUUGAUUUCUUGAGACGCACCGAAUCGUCCAUAUCGUAUACGGCUGCUAGUGCGAGUCCACCAACCAGGGAUAAAUUUAUUGAACAAGGUCAGUCGGAAGGUCAAAAGUCAAGCAAAUCAUCAUCAAGGCCCUCACCUGUAGAUGGUGAAGUUCAGUUUGAAAAGGUUCAGAGGUCAUCAGGGUCAUCACCAAGGAGUCCAUCAAGUGCAGAAAUUGGCUUUCAGCAUGAUGACCUUUCUCAAGGUCCAAGGAGGUCACCAGCUGAAGGUCAAAGGUCACCGAACGGUAGCCAGAAGUCAGCAUCUCGUAGAAGUUCACCAAGGGAUGGCGAUGAUUUGGAAGGAAGAGAGAGAAGGAAAUCUCCUACCCGAAGAAGAUUCUCUGAUGAAGAUGAGCAAUCCUCUCUUAGCAAAAGAUCACCUAGCAACAGAUCACCUAGCAACAGGUCACCAGGAAGUGCUCGUGAAACGAGACAGACAGAUAGUUACUCUGUGGACAAUGAACAACUGGUGUAUGAAGUAAGGCCGUCAGAGGGAUUUUCCGCCUCUGAGCGCUACAUCGGGGAUGACGGUCAGUUGUAUGACCGUGACGGAAACAUCAGACCAAGGUACUCCCAAUCGGAACAGCAUUCCAGUCGUGAUCAUCGGGCGGCCGAAGGUCAAGGUCACACUCAUUCAGAUGCCGAGAAGUACAUUCAGCAACUUCGCAGAGAGCUUCUGAUUACAAAGACCGCCUUGAUGCAGAUUCAGCGCGGGGCAAGACUUGAAGACGGCGACAGUGGUGAGCAGCAGACAGAAAAUGACCUUUCAGAAGGGGUUCCUGAGGUUGAGGCUAGGUUUCAAGAGGUUUCCACUGAAAUGGGUGGGCCGAGGUCAAGGUCAAAUCUGGGUCAAGGGGAUACGAGGUCAGUUAGAAGUCCAUUGAGCAACCGCGCUGAUGUGUAUCAUCCUAUACCGGACGAGCGGGACAUCAACUAUCUGAGAUCUCUGCUGGAGAAAACGCAGGAGGAGCUUGAAAUGUUCAGGAACUCGUCAAAUCUGUCGGCCCGCGACUUUGUGCAGAAGGUGAUGUCGCUGAAGGACGAGCUCUCCAUGGAACAUCAGCGGCACAUUGAGGAGAUGACGCGCCGCUCUAGCGCCGACACUGAGACCCAGCUCGCCAGCCUGCGCAUCAAGUACACGGAUGAGAUCGAGCACUGCAAGCGUCUGCACGCCAAGGAGCUUCAGGAGCGUCUCAGCAACCUUGAGCAGAGGCUCGAGCGGCGCCACAAGUCAGAGACGAGCAAGCUGGUCUUGCGCCAUCAGGAGGAGGUUGGCACUCUGAGGUCGAGGGCUGGAAUAGAGUACGAUGAUUCUGUUCAAGAACGGUACUCACGACAACGUCAAGAUGGUGCCAGCGUCAACGGCGGGCAGUUGAAUGGACACACUUCUGAACCCAUGUCACAGAAACUUCAGACCAUAUUACGUCGUCUGCACACGGAGGGGGUCAACGUGCUGACGAUCUCCGAACUGGACCUGUUGAACCGCAGCCAGUCCCAGGGCGAGAUUCCCCGCAAUGCAGACGUUGAGUCUUUGAAGGCGGGCUUCGAGAACGAGCGCCAGUCUAUGAUCUCCACUAUACAGUCCUUGAAAGAUCUCCUGGCUCAGACACAUAAGCUCAGAGGACUUGAUAAGACUUUGGAAGGAUCUGAUUGGAGGGCCGAGCUCCUACGUGCAAUUGGCUACACCUUUGCCAAGGAACGAGAGGCCCUAUUGGCUGAAUUGAGAUCACAUGUCCUCUGUCACCCAUCAUCAAAUGUAGAUGAGGUCCAACGACUUGAGCAGAGGAUACGUAACAUGGAGUCUCACCACCACUCCGCACUGGAUCAGAUCUUCGGCGCGGACCGCCAAUCCAUGCUAGCCGAGAUACGAGACCUGCGCGCGCAUGCCACGAUAGCCCGCAUGCAGCACAACGAGGAACGCGAGCGACUCAACGAGAAGGUCGCAAGCCAUGAGGAUGCCGCCAUUAAGAAGGAACGCCAGUUGAAACGUCAAGUACAACUUCUCGAGUUUAAAAUCCAGCAAGAGAAAGUCUUACAGGACGACUUAAGAGCCAGUCUGGACUCUGAGCGUCAGCGUUGCAGCGAGCUAGCGACCCAGUUAAACCACGAGAAGAGCGCGAACCUUGACCUCCAGACGGCCAUUAACACGCUUCAAGGUCAGGUGGCGAAGUUACACGAGGGACUGGAACGGGAACAGAGCAGAUACGUUUCUGUUACGCUUAUGUGGAAUUCCUUAGUAAAUGCCUUGGAAGAGGAGAAGUCCAAGUCUCUCAACCUGUCUGACCUUCUCGAGUCCGAACGUCAGACGUUGUGGCGCGUGCAGGCGGAACUUGAGAUCCUAAAGCAGCAGCAGUUGCACAUCGACCCUCGUGCUAUACAGCAACUCAAGUCCGAGCUACAGUCGGAAAGGGACCAGCGGUGUCAAGCAGAGAGUCAGGUGGAGAUUGACUCCGUGACGAUACGGAAUGUCCAACAGGACCUCGAGAUGGCGCGCCGGCACCAGCAGGCGACAGAGGUGGAGCUGGCACAGCUGAGGCAGACCAUUGAAAGAGAACGGCAAAAACAGGGCGAGAUUACUAGAGCACUUGAUCGUGAGAGAGCCAGAUGCAGUCAUCUCCAGCAGAGCUUGGAUGUGGAGAAGUCACAGACAGAACGGCUUAACAACAGAGACCAGGUGGCGAUGGAGGACCUAAUCAUGCAACUGGACGCUGAACGUGCCAACGUUGAAGAUCUCCGCAGUGCGUACCAGCGCGAGGCUGCAACAAGGGAAGAAAUGACGUCGGAACGAAAUAUGCUCAAGGAACAUAUCUCCCAGGAAAGAGCCCUGAGUGACGAAUUGAAGACAGAACUGGAGAAAGUUCAGUUUGAGAGGUUGGAAGCUGUUAACAAACUGCAAAAAGAGCGCGAGCAGUCGACCCGCUUUAAGUCAGAGCGCGACCAGGUCACAGACGAACUGCGCCAGGUGAAAUCUCGUGAGAUCACGCUAAAUCAGGACCAGCAGACAGAGAAAGCAGCCAUGCGGAACAGCGUACGUGAAGUGGAACGCGAGAAGGAGGAACUCAGAAUGAAACUUCAUGAACAAGAGCUAGAGAACCAGCGAAGGUCCAAGAAGAUCCAGUCCCUUGAAGAACAGCUUGCAGAUAGCCAGGAGCACGAAUUGCGCACUGUGCGCGAGCUGGAAAAGCUUAAAAUAGAUAUGCAGACCCCUGUCAGCACUGCAGAAAUGGUCUCCGUUCAGACGUCGCCGCGUAGAGAGGAGCGCACAAAUGGUCACAGAGGCCCCGAAGAAUCAGAGGUGCGUGAACGGUGCGCUGUGUAUCGGUCCCAGCUAGAGUCCAUGUGUCAGAGCCUGCACUACCUCGUACUGCGGUGUCGGGAGCAGCUGCACACUGUGUCACAGAGUGGCCCCAGAACUUCAGACCUCCGGGACUUUGACGCGCUCCAGAAAUCCCUCCGUGACCUGCUGGGUGAGGUCAAACAGCUGCAGGAGAUGGAAGGCGACUUCCUGUCGCACCCUGCGAGCUCCGUGAGCGAGCGAAUCCUUCGGCACAACGAGGAGCUGACGGGCUUUGUGGCCCGCAUGAGCGAGGAGAAGCUUGAGCUACGGAACACGCUGUCCAGACUUGAGGAGGACAUCUGGCAGUAUCGCCAGCUGAACGCUGAAUAUGAGGCUAAGCAAAGAAGCAGCGAAGCCACAGACAGCCAACUCAAAGCCCAGCGGGCAGAAUGGGCAAAGGAGAAACUGUCGCUCCAGAUGGCGCUAAACUCGGCUGAGCGCGAAAUAAGUCUUCUCCAGACGGACCUUCGCGUUGAGCGGGAACGACGUGUGGCCGCAGGCAUCACUGAAACCCGGGAUAAUGAUAAAAUCAAGAUCCAGAGACUCUAUGGGAAAUACCUCCGGGCAGAAAGUUUUAGAAAAGCAUUGAUCUAUCAGAAGAAAUACCUGUUGGUACUCCUGGGUGGCUUCCAGGAUACGGAAGAGACGACGCUGGCGAUGUUGUCACGCAUGGGGGCGCUUGAUUCCUCGUACCGACCGGGUUCAAGACCUCGGCCCAUCACGAAACUGAGGGGUGCAGUACGAGUGGUGAUUGCUGUACAGAGAAUGAAGUUCCUGGUAAAGAAAUGGAGAAGGGCUACUAGGGUUGGCUCAGAAGUGGUGGGCGGAAGUGUGGACCAAACCAAUGGUUAUGUGCCCAACGCAGCAAGUUACUCGCCACCACGCCAGAAUUCAGCCUCGCGAAUUCCCGUCACGCAUCACCGAUCAUCGUCAUCACCUCCCACCCAGUCUUCAUUCCGCCAUCAGUCACCGUCGCGCAUGGGGGGACUCGACAGCGGGGACUUCCUGAGUCCGCGCUACGACACGGACUCGUAUUCAUCCACCUCGUACCAGUCCCCGCCUCUGCAGCAAACUCUGAGUCAUGUUCCCUCUACCCCACCCACCAAAGAUUACAGUAGCACGACAAAAUAUACCUCGCCAUCAUCUGGUGCUAGGAGAAAAAUUCUCAUGUCUUCGAGCAUUCCGGCCCCAACUCGAGUCCUGGGUGGGAACCAGGUUCGGUUCUCGAGCAGCAAUGACGCGGGGGCGGCUGGGUCACUUGGUGAAAGUGAUGACUAUAUAAGUAGGCUAGAGAACUUGCAGAGUCGGCUAGGAUCUAUACAGAAUGGUAAAAGAAGCAGCUUACGCCAGGCCUGGAGAUAGAUGUGUUCAGAGAAACAGCGCUUGCCAACAGAUGCUAGAUUACGACCCAGAUCCAGUAAAAAUAUUGUUUGCCUAGCGACAGAGCAUAUUAAAAAACUACUGCAGUGGCUUAACAACAGAGGAUUAUAUGCCAGUUAGUAUUUGGUCGCUAAGCAAUGAAAGACAACCCAGUAAGGUUGCCAUGAAGUUGCCAGUCAUAACAGUUUUUUGGUAACUAAGGAAGUUGAGUGUUGAUAACACUGUAACUAAGGAAGUUGAGUGCUGAAUACUUGGUUACCAAGAAUGUUGAAAUUUGAUGACUUGGUUAGCAUGGCAGUUGAGUGUUGACCAAAGGAGUUAGGUGUUGGUAACCAUAAUGGGGAAUAAAUUUGGUUACCAUGGAAUUAGUGCAUCUACUAGGAACAAAACUGAAGAAAUGCUACAUAGUUGUGAGUACUGGGACAAUUUUUGACUGGUGAAAUUAUAUUAAAUAUGUGAAAGGAAAUAGUGUAAGUUUGAACACUUUAUAUGUAUGCAGAUUUAGAUUUAGAAAGCGUGUUAAUUAUUUUUGUAGGUAGUGAAUUGUUAAUAAAACAGACUGUGAUAAUUUUUUUCAAUAGCACGGCUGCUCACAGGUUUUAUUUGAUUUGUGAUCAAUAACAUUGGCCUUGCUUUAAAGCGGUGACGGAGAUUUUUUUAAUUGUGUGGUUCAAAUUUGGUUUGAAUUUGAAAUGUACUAGAAGGUAUUAAUUACAUUGACUUACAUUCAUAUUGUCCUGUGAUUUUGCUGGUAAUUUUUGGCCUAUAUUUGGGACCAAAAGUUUUAUGUGUGUGCAAACAAAUGAAUACUAUGUACAUGACAUGACUCUGUAGGUUAAAAAAAUUGCCUUUACUGCCAAGUUUUAUGCCAUAUAAUAUGCAUCAUAUUGAUUUUCAUUAAGCAUGUUUUGAAUUGUGGCUUUGAUAUACAAGUAUGUUAAUGUGAUAAUUAUUUAUCAAAAUGAUGCAAGUUGAAUACAUGUUGUGUACAAUUUAUCAUAUUAAUCAAACUGAACCGUCCAUAUUUCUCUGAUGUAUAUAAUUAUUAUGUCAAUAUGUGUCACUGAAAACCAGAAUUUUUCGUAAUUAAUAUAACAUAGCGUGUAAAUAAAUUAUAUGCCUGUAAGAAAAGCAAGUUAGUGUAAUGUAUGUGUGAAUAAUAGGCAGUAUUUAUUACAAAAUUCUGAUUGUGCAUUUGGUUUUGCUUCAUGAUGAAUUUAAUGUUUGAUUAUAAAAACAACAACGUAAAAGUUCUUGUUACAAAACUCAAAGUACUUAGUGAGAAAGGCCUAGAUAAUAAGAUAUUCAAAUUAUGUUUAGUAAUAAUUCUUCAAAGUUAUUUAAUAUUUAUAUUUCUUGUUGUACUGUAAAUUCAGCCUAUUCAGUAUAAUUAUUUAAUUUAUUUUAAUACUUAAUUUCUUGAUUUUAACGUUUAAAUGUAAGCCAACAUGUUACAAUUCAUGAGUUAUUAAAUGUUAAAUGUGUUGUUU